Molecule: messenger RNA, 1559 nt
Organism: Aspergillus novofumigatus IBT 16806
Lineage: Eukaryota; Fungi; Ascomycota; Eurotiomycetes; Eurotiales; Aspergillaceae
Exons: 1
Coding region: 409-1398 (329 amino acids)
Source: RefSeq, a predicted model, not a curated record
GUAUUCACGGAACUCCUCAUGGGGGUGAUCAUCUUGACCUAUGUAAGGCAGUCUCUCGGUUCAGUCAGAGCUCAUCAAGUCUCAUUACGGAAUGCUGACCCUCCAGGCCUGGGAAUUAUCUUGUGUCUCCCUCGUACCUUUCCUGCGAACAGUAAUAACCUGGGUCGAAGGCACUGUAAGGACCUUUGUGUGAAUGUAUCCCUAGAGAUACCCUACCGGACUAACGCGAAUUUCUUAUCCUAGGUAUAUCUGUUAGGCUCAGUGAUCUUCUGGUAUAUCUUACUGUUGGUUUUUUUGAAGCCAAGAGGAGUCCUACGCAUCCCCCUCGGAGGUUGUUCUCUUCUAUAUUUAGUCCUGGAGCUGUUUCUGCUUACUUCGUCUGUUUAUCCCACGCAAGUAGGGAAAACAAUGACCAUAUUUCUUAUAUCCAUUCGCGCGACUCGUUUUGUCAGCCUUGUGCUGCUUCUCUGUGUCGUCGUUGGAUCUUGGACGGUACCCUGCCACUGCGAGUCUGAUCCAGAAGUGACUGCUUCACUGAUCCCGGAUGGCCAUGUGUGUCGUGACGCCUUGCAUAACAGACAAGGGGAGAGUAUAAAUUACGGUACAACUACACAAGAAAGCGAUCCCUCACAGAAUAAUCUUCGGUCACGUCAUCCUAGAAGGAGACCACCAAUGGGAGCAGUUUCGAGCAGACGAUUGCAACCACAUUCGGCUCUACAAGGUAUUGAAGAGGAGGUCCAAGCAGAAGGCACGGACGAUAUUGUUGGGAAUGAUCAAGAACAAAGCCUUGGAGAUGGAAUACCUGCUUUGCGCAUUGCCAAGCUGCGUCACAAGCUUACCAAUCCCAAAGCCCAGCACGAGAACCAAGGUGAAGUGCAACAUAUUCAGUUCGUCGACCGUUCUUCAGAUAUCAGUUUGCAUGGCAAGAAAUCAUUCCGAAGGGGUGAGUGGAAGCCUGACGCACCCGAAUUCAUUCCUAUUGCGCAGCAACGCAUCGUCAUGCAGCAGCUCGACGGAAACAGGAACCAGCAAGUCGAGCGUCAGCAAGACUUGGGCCUAAACGACAUACAACAUCAAGGCUUAGACGAAGAACGAGUUCUGCCAAGGACUGUCAACUCGAAGAUGGCGAAGAGCGCUGUUCCAAGCUUCCCCAUUAUCGAUGAGAACGAGAGUCCCAAGCCUGCCGCAUCCACGAAGCAUCCGUCCCGUGAAGCUGAGGGCCGCAGUAGUCAAUCCACGACUGGAUCACAGCAAGAAAGCGACAGGGUCAUUAUCGCAUACCCGAAGAAAGCACGAAAGAGAGGGAAAAGGUCGAGGAAGGAGGCCAUUAGUCGUAGAAAGGGCACGAAAAGUGAGCCUGCAGGCAUCGGCUUGACCAGUGAUAUCGAUCACUCCUGACACCAGGGACACUCGCCAUGGUUGAAGUUUUGAUUCUAUGCUAUUAAUACCCGAUCCAUGUGCUUCUGGUCGAGUGCGGACAGAGCGGCAGACUUUACCAAAGACGGAAGCAAGAAAAGAUACGGCUAACUUUUGACCGGGAUAUAUAGACUACAAAUAAC